This is a messenger RNA of Miscanthus lutarioriparius, 837 nucleotides long. The record is from the annotation of a GenBank genome assembly. NCBI's taxonomy places the organism in Eukaryota, Viridiplantae, Streptophyta, Magnoliopsida, Poales, Poaceae.
AUGGGCAUCGACAUCGAUGAUCUUUUCGGCGUAGCCAUUGGUGGCAUACUGCUGGCGGAUGCUAGCCCACUGAGCGUGGGUGCGCUCCAGCCGCAAGCGGCAAUCGCCCCGAAGGCAACGCAUCCUCUCCCGGAGCUCGGGAUUCUUAAUACCGUCGCACCGGUGCUCCGACAAGGCGGCGGGCAUCUUGGGAGGCCACGGCAUCGCCAUGAGCUUCUUGCAGUCCUCCUCCUCCAGCCUGACGACCGUCCUCACCAACUCCCCCGUCGGCACGUACAUUAUCCUGUUGCUGUCCUCGGUGCGUACCGUGGGGAUCUUCGCCGUCGGCACGUACCUCACCCGAUGAUGUCCUCGGCGCGUACCGUGGGGAUGUCGACGCUCGCCAGCGCGGCCCCGGAAUCCAUCGGCCCAAAUAUCUCUAAGAUCUUGAGCCAGACUUCCUCCUCCGUUGUCGAAGGCUGCAACGGCGCCUUCUCCUCGUCCAUGGCGCUUACGGUGCCGGAGAUCAAUGAGGCCCUCGGCGUCUGCUACGAAGAUCUGGUCGAGUGUUACGAUGUGCUCAAAGAGGGCCAGUUCUACGGCUAUGAAGUUGCUAACCAACACAACAGAAAUCUUCUCGCCCUUCUCGAUGAGGCCAAGAGCCUGAGGCGUGCCGUCAUCGCAUUACACGGAACGCCGCUCCGGUACCCUCCCCAGCUUGGUUUCCUUUUCGAAUCCGGCGUUCAUCGUCCAAAGGCGCCCCACAUGGUGAUUUCGGAUUCCUCAGUCGGUCUGGAAAUUCAUGGAGUUGGGGUUGACACUUUUGGGAGCUUAGAACAUGAUGAUCGCUGUGGUUAA